Molecule: messenger RNA, 4495 nt
Organism: Paramisgurnus dabryanus
Lineage: Eukaryota; Metazoa; Chordata; Actinopteri; Cypriniformes; Cobitidae
Gene: dnmt3bb.1
Product: DNA (cytosine-5-)-methyltransferase 3 beta, duplicate b.1
Biological process (GO): negative regulation of transcription by RNA polymerase II
Cellular component (GO): nucleus
Molecular function (GO): DNA binding; DNA (cytosine-5-)-methyltransferase activity, acting on CpG substrates
Source: RefSeq, a predicted model, not a curated record
CCUGGAGUAGAGGCGAAAGACCGAACGGUCCCUGGGAACGAGACUCCAUUUACAUAUUCGCCCCAAGGGUUUAAAGGCGUGUGUAGCAGCAAAGGUUAGUGUGGCAUACCGCAGCAGCCUGGCAGUGGACUACUUUAACGGCACCAUCAAUCUGUGCUCUCAGUCAUUUUAAAAUAACACCGCAACUCCUGAAACAGGAAAGAGAAGAAAGAAAAAAGUCUGAAAUAGUGAUGCCAACCAACAAGUAUUCAUCCGCCAUCAUGGCGGAGAGUGACAAGAUGACUGCCACGGCGGCUGUGAAUGGUGACACGGCUGUUGGAGAGGGACUGACACAGAACGACAGCGGUCUGGAGAUGACCAAUGAGAAAAGCCCGCUGACCGCAGCAGAGCCACCUUCACCUUUCAGUCCCAAAAUGAAUGGAGGCGCGGCCUCACCCGCAGAUGAGAGUGAGAACAGCAUGAGAAGAAAGAGAUCUCGUAAGCGCUCUGAAACAGAAGAAGACAGCGCCUGGGAUUCCUCAUAUAGUGAGGAAAAAGCCGACGUUGGGUCCGGUUGUGAGACGGGUUUGCGGCAAAGGCCUCGUCCGAGGACCAUCUUCCAGGCCGGACUGACGGGCCACAGCAAACCACGAAAUAGAGAGGGGGUGCAAAGCAAACAGGAGCUCAACAACCUGGUUCCUAAUGUUCCCGAAGGACCCGUUCUUGAGCUGAUGGAGCAAGACUCCAAAGACUCUGCACAAAGCAGUGCCACUUCAACGUCCACCGGUGAAACAGCAAGCCAACCUGAGUACAAGGAUAACAAAGGUUUUGGUAUCGGAGAGUUAGUCUGGGGCAAAAUCAAAGGUUUUUCCUGGUGGCCGGGUAUGGUGGUGACCUGGAGAGCGACAGGGAAGAGGCAGGCCUCUCAUGGCAUGCGCUGGCUACAGUGGUUUGGAGAUGGAAAAUUCUCAGAGGUAUCCGCUGACAAACUGGAUUCCAUCACAGCCUUCCCAAAGUUUUUCAACCAGUCAUCCUACACAAAACUCGCCUCCUACCGGAGAGCAAUAUUCCAGGCCCUGGAGGUGGCCAGCAUUCGCGCAGAGAAGACAUUCCCCCCAUCCGAGACGGAUAGUCUUGAAGAACAGGUAAAGCCCAUGCUGGACUGGGCUCACAGCGGCUUUCUGCCCAAAGGUCAGGAGGGCCUGAAACCCAGAGAGAACACAGCUGAGUACUGUGUUUUUCCCCUGGCCUCGGAGAGCUCGGCACUGCUGGACUCCAGCCCUCCAGAAUUCCCUCCCUCUGCCAAAAGAGCUCGACUCAGUAUCUGUAAGGCCAAAUCUGGCACUGAGGACGUCUACAGCAGAGAACAAAUGGUCAAUGAAGUUUUAAAGAAUAACAGAAGUAUAGAAGAGUUUUGCCUCUCUUGUGGAAAAACGAGAGUGGCAACCUUUCACCCCCUGUUUGAAGGAGGCCUUUGCCCAACAUGCAAGGAUGUUUAUUUAGAAAUCUCCUACAUGUACGAUGAUGACGGCUACCAGUCCUACUGCACCGUGUGCUGUGGCGGUAGAGAGGUGUUGCUUUGUGGAAACGCCAACUGCUGCAGGUGUUUUUGCGUGGAUUGUCUGGAUUUAUUAGUGGGUGCGGGGGCGGCCAACAGCGCCCGUGAUCUGGACCCGUGGCGCUGUUACAUGUGUCAGCCCCUGCAGCUGUACGGUGUACUGAAGAAACGCCACGACUGGAGCUUAAAACUACAGGAGUUUUUCGUAAAUGACAACGGACAGGAGUUUGAAAGUACCAAGAUUUACCCUGCGGUUCCAGCGGAGCAAAGACGUCCAAUUAGAGUUCUUUCGCUGUUUGAUGGCAUUGCCACAGGUUAUUUGGUGCUUCGAGACUUGGGCUUCAAGGUUGAUUUGUACAUUGCAUCAGAAGUAUGUGAAGACUCAAUUUCGGUGGGCGUCGUCCGGCAUGAAGGAAAAAUUCAAUAUGUGCAUGAUGUUCGCAACGUUACCAGAAAAAACAUUGCCGAGUGGGGACCCUUUGACUUGGUGAUUGGUGGAAGUCCCUGUAAUGAUCUUUCAAUUGUCAACCCAGCCAGGAAAGGUCUGUAUGAGGGGACCGGGCGGCUGUUUUUUGAGUUUUACCGCCUGUUGAGUGAAGCAAAGCCAAAGGAAGGGGAAGACCGACCUUUUUUCUGGAUGUUUGAGAACGUGGUCGCCAUGAGCGUCAACGAUAAGAGAGACAUCUCACGGUUCCUGGAGUGUAAUCCUGUGAUGAUCGAUGCCAUCGAGGUGUCAGCUGCUCACAGGGCUCGAUAUUUCUGGGGAAACCUUCCGGGAAUGAAGAGACCUCUGUGUGCCUCUGGGAUGGAUAAAUUAGAGCUUCAGGACUGUUUGGAACAUGGCCGUGUGGCAAAGUUCGGCAAAGUACGUACCAUCACAACACGGUCCAACUCCAUUAAGCAAGGCAAAGAUCAACAUUUCCCCGUUAUGAUGAAUGGCAAAGAGGACAUCCUGUGGUGCACAGAGCUAGAGAGGAUUUUUGGCUUUCCCGUCCAUUACACGGAUGUGUCCAACAUGGGACGUGGUGCCAGACAGAAGUUGCUGGGGCGGUCCUGGAGUGUACCUGUGAUCCGACACCUGUUUGCCCCACUCAAAGACUACUUUGCCUGUGAAUAGCAUCUGCAGUCCACGAUCAGUUAGUCUUAGGUCACACAGCAUUAUAUCAAACACAGUAACAAAGUACAAAACCAAAUGUCCUCAUUAAAACAACAAGGACCUCUUGGAGAUUUAGGAGAUUAUCUCCUAAAUUACAAAACGAUCUCAGUUUUGGAGAGAUGAGCUGAGAGGUUGGGUUGAGGUCGAAGUGGAGACUCCUGACCAUCAGACCAAACGGUAGUAGUUAGACACUGUGGUGUGAUGUUAAGAACAUCACUUAUUGAUAACAUGGUCAGUUUUCGUACUAGAUGUUGUACUUGACGUGUCAAGGUUUGAAGCUGUCAGUAAGGUUUGAUCUAUACACGUUUUACAGUUUUUAAAAGAUUUUACACAACGCCUUAUAAUAACAAGCCAAACGUAAAAAUGAAACAAAGCAAACUUCCACGGUAUCUUUUGAAGCUUAAGCUAAAGAAUGAGUGAUUUUUUUAUAUCAUGUGUAAUGUCAUUAUAGAUCAUGUAUGCUUGCAUGUGACACAUUUCCAUUGUAUUGAUGGUGUGAGAAAAUACUUGAAAUUUAGCAUUGCAAAUGUGCAAAUACAAAGCUGUGAGCCCUCAAAACAAUGCAUUAACGAAAUCUUUGCUCAAGGCAUGAUUUUACCAUGCCAGAUUGUUUUACUUUGAUUUGUUUGAUUAAAGGUAGAAAUCUCAUUUAUGACACUUAAAAUAUUGAAAUUUUCAUGAACAUUCCCCAGACAGUAUAGUGUUUGUAAGGUCGACAUUCGCACAAGAAAAAUAUAACAAGAAGGUGUUUUUAUGAGCAGGACUAUAGGGCAUUAGCCUGCGCUCAACUCAGAAUUUUCAGCUUGUUUUGUUUAGGAUAGAGAUCAUAAGUGUACUGUAUUUUUACCUUGAAAUUAAUGUUUACAAAUUUUAACACAUUUCAACUUCUUACGUUUUUUGAACUUUUUCAUACAGCAUACUUUAAAUUGUCAUUUUGUAGCUCGACCUCUGCGACGGAGGACUGGUUUAGCAAAAUGUUGACUCUUUAUGGUUCGCUCUCACAGAGAUGCUUUUUAAUUUCUUUGUUUUUAUAGUUAAAGUUGCUGCAGUUUUCUAAAACAUUGUAUCACUGAAUGAUUUGUGAUACCUAGCACUCUUGAUUCUUUAACGCAAAUGCCUCAUUUGUCAGAAACACUUGUGUGUGGUGCCUUUUGAAGAGAAAAGAUACAGCCUACCAUAUAAGGUUUAAUUGUAGGUUGCGAAGAAAUUUUUGACUUUUGUUGUUAUACUUAAUGCUGUAACCCAAACAGUUAAAUACGACUAAUAUAUAUGCUUAAGAAAAACUACUGUCCAAACUCAAAGCUUGACCAUUUUAGUAACUUUAAUACCACAUGAGACUUAUGAAUAUUAAACCUUUCAUUUUUUACUGUUUUCUUUUUCAUUUUAUACACCUUUAAAGUGUUUGUUAGACAGGCAUAAACAGCACAAAGACUGUCUUUUUCCUGUAUGCUUUUUUACUGUACAUUUUAAUAUCAUAGCCUUAAUAUUUUGCUUAGUAGAUUUUCCAAUUUGAUAUAAGAUGCUGUCAUUUUACUUAAUAUUUUACCUGCUUAUUCUGUACUUUUCAACCUUAACAAUACUUUUAUACAGUCGAUUUUAUAUUUUUUAUAUUUUUCUUUUAUAGUUUUUGUAUACAAAUUACUGUUCUCUUGGGACAGUAUAAAAAUAACCAAAAAUGUUAGUAUCUUGAGAAAAAAGCAAUAAAGACCAAGAAUCCAAAACUUUUGGACUGUGUGUUUCCUAAAAACCUAAUUGGUUGUUUUUUAUGUGAACUGUCUUACUAUAAAUUAAAUGUAGUGGGG